CUGCGGGUUAAUAGCGACAGUUGCACCCCGCCAGUGUCCCGGUUCCCUCGUUAGAGAUGCGCCGCUUUCCACCCAUCAUUAUCUGUCCAAGACCAUAAAUUCGAUUCACGGUAUGGCGAGCAACAUUGAUGCUCACAGUGAUCAGUCGCCCGGGGGAGACGAGGGUGGAGUGGGUGAAUCCUUGUAUUACUUGAUUCGCCACAUCUUCCUUCCCCCGAAGCUGCCAUACCCCGACGAGACCUGCAAGGCGAACGAACAGACGCUGGGAACGGUUCACCGCGAGGCAAACGAACAGGCGCUGGAUGAGGCAACCAAACGGGCGCUGGAGGCGGCUCGCAAGGCAAACGAACGGGCGCUGGCGGCGGCUCGCGAGGCAAACGAACGGGCGCUGCUGGAGGCGGCUCGCGAGGCAAACGAACGGGCGCUGCUGGAGACGGUUUGCGAUGCCUUGAAGCGUUUCAGGCGGUUCCUCUGCGCGGAGCAGACCCCAGCGGUGGAUCGCUGCAUCCGAAUGCUGUCGUACAUGAUGGACGCACGAGACGCCUCGAGCGGGCGCUGGAGUGCCGACGUCUGCGGGGAGCAGAUAGGCCGACUAGAAAAUGACGACUGCCUGGUGGUGCACAUCCGACAGCAGAACGCCGGUCUUAUCAUCACACGGGCGAAUGCCGAGAUGCACUUCGAGUCGCUAGAGGUUCUCGCCACAGAUACGGCAACAGAUACGGCAAUCGCCACAGAUACGGCAACAGAUACGGCAAUCGCGGGCGCGGGGCGACUGCGGCGUCGCUUUCCUGACCGGGCCGUGGCUGUGGCCCGGAGCAGCAUCAUCGACCCGCCAUUCCUCCAGCCGUUCUUACGCUCGGUUGCCGAGCUCGACCGCACCCAGGGCAUGCCGAGACGCCCUGCACUGGCCAAUGAAGUGCUCAUGGCCGUGCUGCGUCGCAUCGGUCGCGGUUUGGCGGACGAAGUUGUGUCUAUAUCCAAACAUAGCAGAGAGGAAUCACUCACCGAGGAGUGGCCCCCAGACCCCGCGGAACCGACGCUUAGACAUGGUUAUACCAAGUUCUCCUGGCGCAGAUCACCGCUGUGGCUUCUGCUCAGGGUGGCCCUGCAGCUGACGCUCGACCGGGCGGCAAAACGGGAGGAGCAACGCGCCGGACGGCCUGCCGUGUCGCUGUACAAGGCCGCCAUGGUUUUCACCAUGGGCUGCGUCCUGGACAAGGCGGCGUCCGGGCACGUGCCCCACGACCUCCUCUUCUUUAUGAAGUCCAAAAUCAGCCAGCGCAUCAUGAAGCUGGCGUCUAGCGAUGAGGGGGCGACCGCGGCGGCCUGGUACAGCUUCCCGUGCGAGGUGCUGCGCCGUGUCGACCCCAUGCUCACCAAGACUUGGGACGCCAUCCAGUCGGCCGAAGAGACGGCGCCGCCACUCCUGUCAGGUCUCGAUUUCCGCCAGGAUACGCUGUUGAGCCUCGAGGCGCUGAAACUACAUCUGAAGUGGAUCAGUCAGAGGAGACAGGCCGAAGCUCCUCAUGACGCCAACCACUCUUUCCCUUUCCGCCGAGCCCAGUUGGAGGGGGCACCCCGGGAUACUUUCAGCAGCAGCAGCACCGGCGACAUGGUCUACUUUGAACUAGCUGAUUUUGAGAAGUGGGCUAAAGUCCAGGCCAGGCCCAGGGAGGACAGCAUCUCCGGCUGCGCGGCUACAGCCACGCCUGCUGCCACUUUCGAAGACGCGGAUGCGGGGGGGGCCUGUUGUGCCGAGGGAAAACGGCCGGGCUUCGCAAGCAGUCCUCCAAGCCUCCCAGGCAGCCAAGCCGGAAAGGGCAGUGGUUGGCAGUGGCACGUCGACAACGUUUCGGCCCGGGCGCUCCGGGUCCUCGAUGCCGACUUCAAGUGCUUCGUCAGGCCGGCCGCCAGGUCGGAGCACUGCGAGCUGUGCAAGAUGCUCCACGCGGUGCUCUGGCCGCGGGGGACCCAGUCGACCCGGCCGGUCGGGCUGUACAGGAACGGAACAAAUCUAUGGGCCGACGAGCACGACCGACCCGUCGUGCACAUGCGCGUUGCCCCUACGUCGGAGAAUGACACCCCUAUUACGUCGGAGAAGGAUACCAUCCAGGUUGGGCCACCAAAGUUCCUGAUGAGGCCCAGCAAGGCGUACUUCGAGCUGCUGCGCAACUGGCUCCGACUCUGCGACGAGCGUCACCCAUCGUGCGGCUCAAGCUGCCAUGGCGGGUCGCAGCAGAGCCGCGACAGUCUGCCGACCAGAGUGAUCGAUGUGGGAGACGUUCGGAGCGGCGAGCAGCAGCAGCAGCAGCAGCAGCAGCAGCAGCCGACGCGCCUUCUGCGUCUCGUGAGAACCGAGGACCUGCCGGACCCAAGAAUCCGGUACGUGGCCCUGUCCCAUUGCUGGGGCAGGCCGACGGACGCGGAGCGAAGGCGGAACGGCACCUUCAAAGACAAUGUCGAGGAGCGCCGCAGGGGGAUAGACUACGACAAGCUCGGCAAGACGUUCCAGGACGCCGUCACCGUCACGCGCGCGUUGGGCCAGCGCUACCUCUGGGUCGACUCGCUGUGCAUCGUGCAGGAUGACGACGACGACUGGAAGCGCGAGUCGGGGCGAAUGGAAACCGUCUUUUCGUCGGCGUACUGCGUCAUCGCCGCCACUGCUGCCGGGGGGACAAGUGUCGGGUUUCUCAGGCGGCCGCCAACGACCCGGACGGUCCGGACGGUCGUGUUCCCCACGCCGUCGGGCCCCCCGCUGUAUCUGUGCGAGAGCGUGGACGACUUUGGCCGCGACGUUGAAGAUGCUGCCCUUAGCCACCGAGGUUGGGUUCUCCAGGAACGGGCUCUGGCGCGACGUACCAUCCACUUCAGCGCUGGCCAGACGUACUUUGAGUGCGGCGGCGGCAUCUACUGCGAGAGCAUGGCACUGAUGAAAAACCGAGAAGCCAGCGUCUUUGGAGACCCGCAGUUCCCAAAGCUCGCCAUGGAGCAGGCCGACGACGACGCCAGCAACGCACGGCACCGCGUUUUCCAGGUGGUCUUCAAGACAUACUCGCAGCUGGAGCUCAGUCGGCACACGGAUCGGCCAGUCGCCAUCGCCGGCGUGCAGCAACGCCUAGCCAAGGAGAUGGGCACUCCCGUCGCAUUUGGCAUCUUUGCCAAGCCCGAGUACCUCCACCGCAGCCUCCUCUGGUGCAGGGCAGGCGAUCUGCCGCUUCAAUGGAUCCACGACGUGUCCCCGCGAGUACCGUCGUCCCCGCGAGUACCGACCUGGUCUUGGAUGGCAUACAUGGGGGCCAUCGACUACCUAAAAACAGCGUCUGCCCAGAUCGACUGGAACCCCGACACCUCCUUGUCUUUUAAGACCGGCAUAAACACAAACACAGCAGAACUAACCGCGCCCGUCGUAGCAUUCAAGGCCGAGACGCCACCGAGCCUGCUUCCACUCGUCAUGGACAAUGCGCGUCCGGCCAAUGUGCAGGAGCUAAAGUGUAUUGUGACCACCGGCGAGCAAACCACCGGCGAACUUGCCCGGUACCAGAGAUUCGGCGUCGGCACCGUCUACGGGGCCAAUCUAGAGCUAAAAUGCCCCCAAGGACGCGAGAGGGAGCUCCCGCAUGUGCGCGGCGUCGACGUCAAAGGUGGCAUGGCAGAUGAGCGCCACCAUACGGGCGCGCCAGCCCAAACUGCUGUGCCGCCGGGCCCGUGA
Molecule: messenger RNA, 3709 nt
Organism: Gaeumannomyces tritici R3-111a-1
Lineage: Eukaryota; Fungi; Ascomycota; Sordariomycetes; Magnaporthales; Magnaporthaceae
Exons: 6
Coding region: 113-3709 (1198 amino acids)
Source: RefSeq, a predicted model, not a curated record